AAGAUUGAGGAGUCACUCAGAAGGAGGCAAAAUACUCAGCCUACGGCUAUACUGCAGCGUUGCAGUAUUGGGCAUACGAGGCCAUAUUACAGCUGGGCAACGAGUAUGCAGUGAGGAGGUCGCAUCGCUUUCCGAGAAUGGUCAACUGGGAGAGUAAGCCGAACACUACACUCGGGAAGGAUGAAGUGACCAAAUUAUUUGCUAAAAAUUUGACAGUGUACUCCAUGUUAUGUCCUCGGCCGAACGAGAUUGAGUUUGUGAGUUACAUAACCGGGGGUCAGCCUCCGUUAUUUGUUGACUUGGAGGAACUUGUGUUGGGUGAGGAUGGGCAACCAACACAGGAUGCUUUGCGAAGCCAGGCCGAAAAGCUUGCCUCCACAUUGGAAGAACGAGCGGAGGCAGCCCGAAUAUUUAAAGACUCUACACCACCUCCACCGUCUCCACAACGUGCACCGCCUGCAGUUCCAGAUGGGUCUGGUGUUGACCCAUCUCCAGCUUCAGUUCCUGAUGGGUCUGGUGUUGACCCAUCUGCAGCUUCAAUUCCAGAUCAAUGUGGUGUUGACCCACUUGCAGCAUCAAAGGAUCCUCCUGUUCCCCCGUCAGCUUCUAUUCCCAGCACCUCAGAGGCUCGCGAUCUAGUAUACCCUGCCAUUUUGGCAAGGUUGGAGACUGUGGAGAGGGGGCAGAUUGCUUUGAGGGAAGGGCAGGCCGCUCUGCUAAGAGGACAAACAGCGAUUAUGGAUCAGUUGAAGACCAUAAUGACGCUCCUGCAAGAUCCUGGAAGGCCGGCAGCAGAUUCACAGCCACAGCCACAGCCACAACCAGAAGAGGAGGCUCGGACACCGGAAGAUGACUUCAUUCUCCCAAAUGAUUACCAACCGGAUGAUGAUGACAUGUUCUGUACACCUGAGAAGACGAAUAUCACCAGCAUCGGGGAUACUCAGGAUUCUGAGGUGCAGGUGUUAGUGACAGCUCCAGAAGUCAUGGAGAACCGAAGGAAGAGAAGGCGGCCUAGGUGGUUCGCUGAGUACACUGAAAUGAAGAAGAAGGCUAGGGCUACUUCGACACUCGUGAAUGCGGACCCACUUAGAGUGGUUGAUCGGAAGCUGCUCAGGACUUUUCAAAAUUGGGUACUCGGCCAGAUUGGGAACAAGUACCCGAGAGAGUGCUUCACCGGUCGAUACGAUUCGUCUUGGUUCCUCGAACUACAUACUCCGAGGUUUUGGCUUGGGAACGAUCAUUUGGAUGCGGCAUUCCAUUUGAUAAGGAGGCGACAACACUUUUAUCCAGAGAUCUACCCAAAUAGAUGUGUCAUCAUGCCGUGUAUUUUCCCAGCAGGAGUUAUUGGUCGGUGGGAAGCUGCGGGUGAUGACCAGGCUAACUAUCAGUGGGAUGAGGGCAUAUUAGAUUUGAUUCGAGGGGAUGAAAGUCAAUUCUUGGCCAGUUGGAAGAAUAAGGAGAGAAUAUAUAUGACCCUCUACUUCGAUAGAGCAAAGCAUUGGGUGACGCUAGAGGUAGAUCUGGAUCAUUGGUUGUUGAACAUAUUUGACUCGAGCCUCGGAUCGAUUUCCCCAAACGAAUUGAAGAGUCACCUGGCAAUGUGGGAAAAAUUACUACCAAAUUUGCUGCUGCAGGCUGGCCUAUUCGAGACUCAUGACAUGAUCCUCGUGCCUCAACUUACCGCCUCAGAGAGCCAGGUCAGAAAUUUCACUUCAAAAGUCAUGGACCGGGGCGUUGUUCGACAGACAAAGACAAGCGGUGACUACGGGAUGUAUGUGAUAGAGCACAUCGAGCAUAGUAUGCUGGAGACUACGUUUGAUAAUGUGCACAAUGACAAUAUGAAGAAAUUUAGAGAGCGGUGGUGUGUAGAUUUGUUUUACCAAAAUUUAGCAUGAACAAAUGUGUUUUUUUUUAUUUGGUAUUUAUUAAGAUAACAAUGUAACUGGUUUAUUUUAUUGGUAUGUUUAUGUUUUUUU
Molecule: messenger RNA, 1976 nt
Organism: Cannabis sativa
Lineage: Eukaryota; Viridiplantae; Streptophyta; Magnoliopsida; Rosales; Cannabaceae
Exons: 4
Coding region: 138-1895 (585 amino acids)
Biological process (GO): proteolysis
Molecular function (GO): cysteine-type peptidase activity
Source: RefSeq, a predicted model, not a curated record